Molecule: messenger RNA, 3144 nt
Organism: Rana temporaria (common frog)
Lineage: Eukaryota; Metazoa; Chordata; Amphibia; Anura; Ranidae
Gene: MITD1
Product: microtubule interacting and trafficking domain containing 1
Exons: 7
Coding region: 119-859 (246 amino acids)
Biological process (GO): midbody abscission
Cellular component (GO): midbody
Source: RefSeq, a predicted model, not a curated record
GUGAUCCUGCGCCGUUUCCGGUCUGUGGAACGCGGAAGUUUGAAGGUCUCAGUUUUGGUUCGCUCAGUGAUUCAUUGUAGCUGUGGUGUGUGGGGGGGGAUUCCGGAUCGUUGUCGUUAUGUCUGUGCUGUCCGGUAUGGAGAAUUCAGCAGGAGUGGUGCUCAGGAGGGCGGUGGAGCUGGACAACAACGGCAGGUUCCAGGAGAGCUUGGUCUGCUACCAGGAAGGCAUUGAUCUGCUGCUACAAGUACUGAAGGGCACAAAAGAUGACGCAAAGAAAACGCAUUAUAGACAGAAACUGCGAAGCUACAUGGACCGGGCUGAACAAAUUAAACAUCAUGUGGUAAAAGAGAAAGAAGAGGGAAAAUAUCACAAGCAAAUCAAGAUAGUAGAAAAUGCAACGGGUUACAGUUAUGAAAACCUUUUCAAGCCAUAUGUGGAUGAAACUUUAACAGAAGUGUGGGUGGAGGACCCAUAUAUCCGGCACACUCAUCAACUGUAUAACUUUCUGCGAUUUUGUGAAAUGCUUAUUAAGGGGCCUUCCAGGAUCAAGAAAAUCAACUUACUGACUUCAAGAGAUGAACAGGAAAAUGGGAAAGAUCAACAGAUGUGCAUUCUGCAAGAGAUAAAAAUCUCCCUUUUGGAUUAUGGCGUUAUAUUAGAGUUCAGCUUCUCCCAAUCCAUCCACGACCGGGAGAUCAGAUUCAACAACGGCUGGUUGAUUAAAAUUGGUCGAGGUCUUGACUAUUUUAAGAAACCUCAGAGUCGUUUUUCUAUUGGCUCCUGUGACUACGACUUGCGGCCCUGCUACGAAACAUCAGUUGAUAUCUUUCACAACAAUCACACAAGAAAAACAUGACUAAAGUCUGUACGAUGGAGUCGUUUUAAAGAGGUGUUCUAAGUAGCUUUGGAGCAGUGGGAAGGUUUGGCAUAUCUUGUUUUUCAGUCCUGAAACCGAAUCCAGGGACCAUCGAAGGUGUAAGUGUGCUUUGGGGCACAAAAACUUUCCAUGUUGGAAGAACCAACAAUUGUCAUUUUGCUGCUUCUGUUGCUGUAUUAGUACACUGAACAUUCAUUCAACGCAAUCUGUUUUAUCAGGGAAACCAUACCUGUGUUUUAUGCCUUUUAUAUUUUAUUUAUUAAAUUGUGUUUAUUGAUAAGUAAUUUAUUUGAUGUUAUAUGGAAGCAUGCAAACACUGUUUUUCUUACUUGGCGUUGGUUCUUGUGCUUUACUUUAUACACUUCAUGAAGUGAUGUGUUUGAGAUAAAAUAUGAAGCGCUUCCUUUUGGUACUUUCCCAGCAUUUAGUAGCGUAUAAUUGUUGCAAGAUCUGUUAAAUGAAAACUUGAGAUUUCAUUUUGUAUCUAUAUCAGGCAGCUAUUAUUCUAUUCCUACCAUUUGCACUCAAUAUCUGUGGAAAUAAUAAUUUUUUCUUAAACAUCAGAAAUCCCCAGACACCAAGGAGGAGGUGACACCAUGCUGAGUUAAAAAAUAAAUAAAAAAUGAAUGAAUAUUAUCUUCAUUAUUGCUUACCCCAGGAGAUAAAUGCUAAUAAGUGUAAGCGGGGAAGAUUUUUAAGUAGCAUAAAAUGGGGCUAAAGUCCCAUUUAUAAUUUGCCAAGUAAAGUGUUGUAAUAUUUGCAACAGAUUUAUAUUGCUGAUUUUGGACUGUUAUUGGAGCACAUAUACAUGGAUUUACUUAUUUGUGUUAUAUCUCCACACAGUAUAAAACUGAUUACUGUAAUUGUAGCCUUUCUAGGGGUCAAGCAACUAGAAACUUUUAAUGCAGGAUUUUGGAGAAAUGUUUAUAGGUUGAAUUAGAAGUGUGUGCAUAUCAUAAAAAAUAAUAACUUUGUGAUAUCUUAAACGAGUAACCCCCAUGCUUUACUGGAUAUUCUGUUGGGGAGUCAUGACUAAUCUGGAAGUCACGAUUUAUUUGAUGUAACAAAUUCAUCCCCAACUAUGAUAUUGUAUAACUGCUAGAAACGAUUGGUUGUUUCUAUACUCGUACACAGACUAUUGUGAUGCUGCACUGCAUCUUCACUACUUGUGAUGCCAUAACUUUGAAUCCUCAUGUUUACAUUCAGAACUAUUUGCCCCCCCCCCAGUACAAGAAAACCUUUUACUUAUUGUACAUUAUGCACUGUUAACAGAACAAAUACCCAAAACUUCAGGCAGAUAGUCGCCUCAAAUCUAUUUCUGCAUAACAGGACUCUGCAAUGGAGAGGAAGUAGUGUGGGGCAAUCAAGGGUCUUUUGCAUUGUCAUUCUGGGAGGUGGCUUACAGGAUGGGAGGGCACAUUCUUUAAUAGUACGCAUGCCCCUUUCAUUUUUAAGAUUGAAGAAGCAGAGGUUACAGAAAUAUGGCAAUCACAUAUUUCAUAUAAUUCCUACAUUUCAUAUAAUUCCUACACUCCACACUAGCUGUGGCCGCAGCUCACAGCAGGGGUUCCGGUGCAUCCCUGUACUCCUUUUCAGGUGUGAGUCGGGUCCGAAUUUUUGGAUGAAUUUGCACCUGAAACGUACCAGAAGAUGCACAGGAUCGUUUUCCAGUGCGGUCCGUGGCUGCCCUGGAGCUGUGUGAACUGGCUCCAUUGAAAGCCGGUCAGUCUCCUGUCAUGCGAAUUGGAUUCGGAAAAAUCUGCAUCCAAUUUGCAUAAGUGUUAACCCAGCCUGAAGGACACCUGCAAUAUAAAGAGGUAGCAUGCCACUGCCGAUCCUGUCUACAUGAAAAUGCACAUUGCUUGCUUGUUUGCCUAUCCAAUGACCUUUUGUUUCUAAAAAAAUUUAAAAAAGUUAUUCAUACACACAUUUUAUAAAUACAAUUUUUUUUUUUUUUUUUUUUUAAAUAUGUGAUCACAUGGCCGCUGUUCUCAACUACAUAAGGGGCUUAGAGAAUUAAGGGUGAAGACUGUAUGGGUGGUAUGUCAGCAGAAGGCAAAGAAACGUAUGUACAGUGAUCUUACUUGUGCAGGGGGCGUGUCAGCAUAAGUCUGACCAUUGGGAGUACAGGCAGGCUGUGCGCAGAUAGAAUGCAAAGAAGAAAACUGACCAUUCUGGGAUAGAUGUACUUCCAAUGCGUGGCAUGGGCACUUUGAAAUAGGAAGGCAGGGGACUGGCAGGAUCACCAGGUAUUUUAUACAAAA